Micropterus salmoides (largemouth bass) is the source of this 2287-nucleotide messenger RNA. It is a transcript of the gene gmpr2, whose product is annotated as guanosine monophosphate reductase 2. The record is from RefSeq and is a predicted model, not a curated record. Gene Ontology annotation, biological process: nucleotide metabolic process. The transcript is spliced from 10 exons. Gene Ontology annotation, cellular component: GMP reductase complex. Bases 134 to 1180 code for a protein of 348 amino acids. NCBI's taxonomy places the organism in Eukaryota, Metazoa, Chordata, Actinopteri, Centrarchiformes, Centrarchidae. Gene Ontology annotation, molecular function: GMP reductase activity.
CGCCGUGAAUCUUCCCGCUCACACAGUGGAAAAGGAAACAACUCCGGCACAGACAACCUCAGUCAUAAUUUCUGUAAAGACUGCUUUAUUUCACUUUUUUGUUGUUACUCUACCUGCACAACCUGUUUCCAAAAUGCCUCGCAUUGAGAAUGACAUCAAGCUGGACUUCAAGGAUGUGCUCCUGCGUCCCAAGAGGAGCACACUCAAGUCUAGGAGCGAGGUGGACCUAAUGAGGAGCUUCUCUUUCAGGAACUCCAAGGGCAGCUACAGGGGGAUCCCCAUUAUCGCUGCAAACAUGGACACUGUGGGGACCUUUGAGAUGGCCCUGGCUUUGCACGAGUUCACUCUCUUCACUACGAUUCACAAACAUUACUCUGUGGAUGACUGGGUGGAGUUUGCAAAGAACCAUCCCAAAUGCCUGCAGAGUGUAGCAGUCAGCACAGGCACCGGUGACGGUGACUUUGACAGGAUUUCAGCCAUCUUGGCGGCGGUGCCAGAGCUCCAGUAUAUCUGUGUAGACGUGGCUAACGGCUACUCUGAACACUUUGUUCACUUUGUCAAAGACGUCAGGCAGAAGUUCCCCUCCCACACUAUAAUGGCAGGAAACGUGGUGACAGGAGAGAUGGUAGAAGAGCUGAUCCUGGCUGGCGCUGACAUCAUCAAAGUAGGCAUCGGACCAGGCUCUGUGUGCACCACCCGCAAGAAGACAGGGGUGGGGUACCCCCAGCUCAGCGCUGUGAUUGAGUGUGCAGAUGCAGCCCAUGGCUUGGGAGGCCACAUCAUCUCUGAUGGGGGAUGCACUUGCCCAGGAGAUGUCUCAAAGGCUUUUGGUGCUGGAGCAGACUUUGUGAUGCUGGGCGGUAUGCUUGCUGGCCACUCAGAAAGCGGGGGCGAGAUUAUUGAGAAAAACGGGAAGAAAUACAAGCUGUUCUACGGAAUGAGCUCCGACACUGCGAUGAAGAAACAUGCAGGAGGCGUGGCUGAGUACAGGGCGUCGGAGGGGAAGACAGUAGAAGUGCCUUACAAAGGUCCAGUGGAUGUGACAAUACGAGACAUCCUGGGCGGGGUCCGCUCCAGCUGUACCUAUGUUGGGGCAGGCAAACUGAAGGAGCUGAGCCGUAGGACCACCUUCAUCAGGGUCACCCAACAGCUCAACACCGUCUUUGGCAACGACAGCUGAUUGUCCAGCUGACUCAGAUCCAAGGAUAAGUCUACAAGCACUGCCUGUCUGACUCCCAAACACAAGUGAACAGACACAUAUAUUAAUACUUAAAUACUGCCCUUUUAGUAUCAUUAUUCGUUUUUACAGUUCUUUGACAUUUCAAUGCAUAUUUAGUAUGUUGACCUCAUUGACAUUAACAGAAAUGUUUUUCAGCGCACAGACUCUGAAUGUUACUUUUUUCCAUAUAAGCCACAAAGUGUUUCGGGGGCCAGUGUGUCUCUAGACAGUAAGAUGUAAGCUAGAGUAGGAAUUCCUCCGCCUUUUCAUGGUCUGCUGUCUCAUCAUUCCAAUGCAAGGUCCUUUCUGUGGCUGUCUAUAAACAGCAUAUAUAUCAACUGUGAGUGUUUGUCACCCACGUAUAAAGUUAUAGCAAAAGUCUUAAAUUAUUUAGAAAGCCUAAAUAUGUCAGCAGCAGCUGUUUAAUUAGGAAAUAUGCGGUUAAUUUUAGAAAUUCAAUCACUCAUUAAGUUUUGCACUUUAAUGAUUUGUAAUUUGAGAGUUGAUUAGUUUUUGCUAUUGUAAUUGUAAUGAAUACAUUACUAAACUACAGUGGCACGCAUUGUAUCCAGCACUUACUGCUACUUUUUAAAAUAGUAUGUGAAUUAGAUUUGGGAGAAUUAUUAUAUAUGGACCAAUACCGAAUGCUACAGUACUAGAGCAGAUCCAGUACAUAGUAAUGAAGUGCUGAAUUCAUAGCAGAGGUGUUCUUUAAUAUUAACAUAUGUGUAGCUGUUCUCUUGUCUAGCUGCUCCUGGCAAUACCAAAGUUCGUGUGGGUUUAUGUUAGAGAUGUGCACAUUCAAAGUAAUUUAUGAUUCAUUAUAGCCUUAAAAUUAAGUUGUCAAUCCUAGGAAGUAUUACAGCAUCAGUAUUUUUUAUGGUUUCACUUCAAACUGUAUCAAUGGUUACUGUUUCAAGCUGUUCUUACAUGAUUUGUUUUGUUUCAUUUUUUAGUGUCACAUUAGUAUGGAAAUGGCAAAAGGUAAAACUGAAAUGUGUUUUUUAAAUUCACUUUUUUUUCCACUUCACAUUUUAACCAGUCAAUAAAAACAUUCCACAUUUUAAA